This is a messenger RNA of Haemonchus placei, 675 nucleotides long. The record is from the annotation of a GenBank genome assembly. Lineage: Eukaryota; Metazoa; Nematoda; Chromadorea; Rhabditida; Trichostrongylidae.
UCAAAUUGAAUAGCUUGAGUGGUGACGGUCAUCUGUAGCACUGGUCGAGUUUUUCGUGAGAACCAUUCCUUCAGCAUUUCCCCGGCAUUUUCGUUCCCAGUGACUUCAACAGCAGCCUGCUGCCAGUCGGCGAUGGUGGCAGCAGAAUAGGCGAAGUUACGGAACAUCGAAAAGCAAGCCUCAUCAGGUUUUGCCACGCUCACGACAUUUGAGAGCCACUGUUGAAUAACAGAAUGGGUUAGCGUCACGUGUGCUAAUGUGUAGGUCGGAUGUUCAACAAGUCGGUCUUUGGAUGCUUCACUGUAGAUCCACUGGUGUUUUUCACGCUUGAAGUUUUUGUUCAGAGAAAACACCACUUCUACAGCUGGUAUGUCAACUCCAUCAAGUGUAGUUCUGUUGUGUAUCAGGGUUUCCGCCUUUUCAAAGCCGGCAAAUGCCAUAUGUUGAGUGGCAAGCGGUACCGUUCUUUCGAAACAGGUGAUGUCACCGGAAACAAACUUCGUAGCCGCAUUCGAUCGUACAUGGCCAGCAGUAGUAAACCUCACACAGAGAUCAAGAGUAGCUCUUAGGACAGGAUUCUCCAAACCGGGGAACAGCCUUUUGGCUGAGCCAGCGUUCAGUAAAGUUCCGACCAUAAUUGGUGCAUUCCGGUUCCAUCGAGGAGCAAUCGCUUGA